AAAAAAAAAAAAAAAAAAAAAAAAAAAAAAAAAAAACCCUAUCUAUAUAAAAAACCAUUCUUGUCCUUUAGUAAUUUCAUGGAUCCAAAGUAAGGAACAAAAAGUGUUGGUUACCCUAGAUAUCAAGAACUCUUAUCUUCUCUCAAAUCUCCAUCUCUCGAAAUCUUUAGAAGAAGAAGAAAAAAAGUCAAGAAUGGCACUAAGUAAUAAUGUCAUAGGGUGCAUUAACUUUGUAGCCAUGCUUCUUUCAAUUCCAGUAAUCGGUGCUGGAAUUUGGCUAGCAAUGGAAACUGACAACUCUUGUGUCAAGAUUCUACAGUGGCCAGUUAUUAUAUUAGGAGUUCUCAUUUUGGUUGUAGCACUUGCUGGUUUUAUUGGAGGGUUUUGGAGAAUUCCAGCACUUUUAAUUUUCUACCUCAUUGCUAUGCUUAUUCUCAUAGUUUUGCUAGCCUGUUUGGUAGUUUUUAUUUACAUGGUCACUAUUAGAGGUUCUGGCCAUAUGGAACCAAGCAGGACAUAUUUGGAAUAUCAUCUUGAGGACUAUUCUGGCUGGCUUAGAAGGAGAGUUCAAAGUUCUUACAAGUGGGAUAGAAUUAGAAGUUGCCUUAGCUCCACAACAAUGUGCGCUCAAUUGAAUCAGAGCUAUAAAAUGGCUCAAGAUUUCUUUAAUGCCCCUCUUAGCCCUAUGCAGUCAGGGUGUUGUAAGCCACCAACGCAAUGUGGGUACACAUUUGUGAACCCAACAUAUUGGAUUAGCCCAAUAAACAAUGCAGCAGACAUGGAUUGCUUGAAUUGGAACAAUGACCAAACACAACUUUGCUACUCUUGUGAUUCUUGCAAAGCUGGAUUGUUGGCUAAUUUGAAGAAAGAAUGGAGGAGGGCAGAUAUUAUUCUUCUCAUUACUCUUGUUGGAUUAAUUUGGGUUUAUUUGAUUGGGUGUUGUGCUUUUAGAAAUGCUAAAACUGAAGACAUAUUCCGUAAGUACAAGCAAGGUUAUGCUGAUACUAAUUAGCUUGUACGUACUUAUGACAAGAGGCAGAUCCGGAAUCUUGAGUCUGUGUGAUCAUUUUAUAUGUAUACAUAUUUUGAACUGAAAACAAUUGGUUCAAUUGAACUCGCCCGAGAUGUCUCUACUUAUGAGUUAUGUUAAUUUGAUGUAUUAGAAGAACAGCUAGCUGUAAAAUGUGGGAUUUAUGGAGGGUGAUUUUGAUUUCUAUUGAAUUUGUAAAACAGAAGAUUU
Lycium ferocissimum is the source of this 1240-nucleotide messenger RNA. Its product is annotated as protein TORNADO 2. Gene Ontology annotation, biological process: auxin-activated signaling pathway. The coding region runs from base 194 to 1012 and encodes 272 amino acids. NCBI's taxonomy places the organism in Eukaryota, Viridiplantae, Streptophyta, Magnoliopsida, Solanales, Solanaceae. The record is from RefSeq and is a predicted model, not a curated record. Gene Ontology annotation, cellular component: plasmodesma; plasma membrane. The transcript is spliced from 2 exons.